Molecule: messenger RNA, 3696 nt
Organism: Stegostoma tigrinum
Lineage: Eukaryota; Metazoa; Chordata; Chondrichthyes; Orectolobiformes; Stegostomatidae
Gene: nemp2
Product: nuclear envelope integral membrane protein 2
Exons: 9
Coding region: 1328-2524 (398 amino acids)
Cellular component (GO): nuclear envelope
Source: RefSeq, a predicted model, not a curated record
AUAGCGACGGGGAGGCGUAAUGUGGCUGUGGCAGCGGAGGCUCGGCAGCGUCCUGGGUGCCUGGCUCUGCGCGUCUGUCGCUCUGGUGAACGGAGCAGCGGCAGUGCCCCAAGGUAUCGCAGCGCGGCUUAAACUUUCAGUCUAAAACUGGCGAAUCCUGGCCGAGCUGCAGCACUCUCGCCAGGAGGAGCUGCAAACUUGGGCGGUAGGGGACGGUCCGCAGCCACCCUCGUUGCGGACUGGCGUAUUCCCAUGGUACACAGGUUUGAGAAGAGCAACGAUUUGUCUCCUUCACCACCCUGUCCAUAUGCAACAUUUAUUUCAUGGCCGUAGAAAUUCAUUUUGGCCAUGACCGGAUGUAUUUUGUUAUCUCAAUAUGACCGCGUCCCGGCUCUAUCUUCAGAUAAUUGCUUAAAAAGCCAAUUUGUAAACCAAAGAGAUAACAAGGUGUAGAGCUGGAUGAACACAGCAGGCCAAGCAGCAUCGGAGGAGCGGGAAAGCUGACGUUUCGGGCCUAGACCCUUCUUCAGAAAUCCGCCAUGUACAAGGCAGAAGUCAGGAGCGUGCUCGAAUACUCUCCAUUUUCCUGGAUGGGUGUAUCUCCAACAACAUUCAAGAAGCUUAAUACCGUCCAGAACAAAGCAGCCCACUUGAUUGGGACCAUAUCCACUGCCUCAACACCGAUACUCAGUAGCAGCAGUGUAUGUGAACUACGCAAUGUACGCAUGGUUACGGGGAUAGGGUGGCCCAUUCUGGCGGAUUCCAAUGACUUAAAUACUAUGCUUACUAUCCACCCCAUACCCCUUGCGUAACUUACAAUCUAGAUACUUUUCAGUGGCUUAGGAAUGAAGUACACAGGAACGUUUCAAUAUAUGUUAACUUGGGGAUGUGGGACACUGAAUGAAAAUUAGAGUGAAAAGCCGAAAGUACCUUUCAGGAGUUUCAACACCAUUUUCUUGCCAAAACCAUGGGGCUGGCUAUUCAGCAAUUUGGAAUGCAUGAUGCAGUACAAUAGGCAAGUGUCAAUAGCAAAGGUAAAUUAGAGGCAUCAUUACUUAACAGAAAGAUACAGGAUAUUUCUAGCAUGUAGUUGAGGGUCAAAGAAAUGGUUUCAUUGAGUGGUGUAGAAGAGUAUGUCAGGAACGGUACUAAGUAUAACUGAAAAAUGAAGUGCCACUCACGUGAAAAUAUAACUGGUUUCCACGCAUGCCAGUGGAAGCAGAAAGCUACGUUGGAAAUUCAACAGCCCUGAUGAAAACAAAACUCACAUCAAAGUUCAAAGCACUGCAUCCCCCAGCAAGGGAGGCCCACAACUGCGAAAUGAUAAAUGAUAAAUGAAGAUGAAGUAUACUAUGAAAGUGGAGAGAAGGAUUUUUGUUAUGCAUUUUCCCAAAAGCCUAACUUCAUGGAUUCUUGGUCAACAGUCAAGGUGAAUGUAAAGAGUUCCGACUUAAUGGAGCUUACCUAUCCUUCAGAAGAAAGUUAUUCUCAUGAACCAGACACACUGAAAGACUACAUUAAACAUUAUUACUAUCAAGUUAUAUCAUCUUCAAAUUCACCAGCUACUGAAUUCGUCAUAAAUAUUGAAUGCUGUGAUUGUAAAACCUGUUUCAAAGUAAAGCCAAAGUUGCCUGUUACAAUAUACACCGUUACAGUAAAAAGGCAGCAAUUCGAACCAAAGCUGAUUUUUUGGUUUGUGGCUGGAAUAAUUCUGUUCGUUUAUGCAACAUCCAUUAGCAGGAAUGAAUUAUUUAAUUAUUGUGCAGGAUUUACUCUGGGAAUCUUUGCACCAGUAGUUCUCCUCCUCCUCAUCUGUAAAAGAAUAAUUCAAAGAAGAAUUUCCUUGUUGCUGCUGAUUGCAAGUUUUUCAACCUCUGCAUUUCUGAUUUAUUUGUGUCUUAAAAAUCAAUCUCAAUACAGGAAGUAUUUAUAUGCUUACUUUUUUGUGGUUAGUUGCCUUAGUUAUGUUAUUUGUAAAAGGCACAGGCCAUUAUCAGAUGAACACAGUAUAAAACUGCUCACCUGGACCCUACAGUUUGUAGCAUCAGUGUUGAUAUACUGUGGUGUUGCAUUCAGUCAGUGUGCCUAUACUGUCAUCAUAAUUCUGUUCUGUGGAAGCAACCUUCACCACCCAAUUAAUUUGAUCCGCUACAUUUACAGAAAAAUUAAACGAUUAUUCAAGAAGCAACAAGCUCGCUUCCUCACUGAAGAAGAGUACAAGGAACAAAGUGAAGUGGCAACUAUAAAGGCACUUGAGGAACUCCGUAGAUACUGCAAGAGUCAGGAUUUUCCUACAUGGGAAAUUGUUUCUAAAGUCAGUUCACCAAAAAGACUUGCAGACUUCAUCCUAGGAGCUUAUCAUAUUACAUCAGAGGAAAUGCAGAACCAUGAGCAACACUACGGAAUUGGAGGUUCAUUUUUGGAAGCCCAACUCUUUGUCGGGGAAGAAAAUAAUCUUUCAGCCUCUGAGAACGGGGAACUGGCCACUGCAGAUGGACGUGAAGUUGCUGUGAUAAUGAAUUGAUCUUGCUUCACUGACAUCUAAUUAAUAUUUUCGACUGUUAUUAUGAAUAGAAACUGGAUAAUAUCACAAAAUUGAAAGCUUGCAAUGUCUGAGUACUAUCAUUACUGACUCUGAUAACGCUGACAAUCGAAUGCACAGAGACCAAGGAACCUGUGAUUGUGCUACUUAAAUGAUUACAGAGAGCACAUUGAGUUUGUAUUUUUUAAGGAAAAGUUUACACUGAAUAGGUAUAGUUCAGCUUGAGUAGUCUUUGACUACACCAAUGGACCAUAUCAUUAUUGAAAGACUUUUGGUUGAAGUUGAGGCAAUGAGGCCCAUCUAUACCUCAAGCACCAAAAUGACAACAUCUGAACUGGAUGGCUUCAGAGGAAGAGAUUGUGGUCUUUCGACAGUGACUGCUAGAUUCCUUCCCCGAGUGAGAAUUUCUGUCUUUGAAAAUGGAAGAUAAAGAAACAAGGAAAGCCAGGCAUCUAAUGUUCUUAUUAUUAACAUUCAGGCAGUUAAUUGUAGGGCUGCAUAGAUGGCUUGGUUAUAAUCAGCAGUUCAGACCAUCUUGCCCUCAAUUUAGGUAACAAGCAGCUCCACAUGAUAAAUAUAGAAAACAAGUUCUGUGGAACCGGUGCAAACUGGAGGUUAGGUUAAUUGUGAUAUGUGUUGUAUUCUGCUUAAAUCAUUGUAUUACAAAUGUAGUUUCCUUGUCCAGGAUAAACAUUUUUUUUAAAUUGUGGAAGCAAAGGUGAUUAGAUGAAUAUGUGAGAUAAUUAUUGUGUUUAAACAUGCAAUAUUAAUCAUGCAACUGACUUCAGUAUGCAAAUUUUAACAAAACGGAUUUCAGUUGAGCUGUAUUGUGUAAUUUCGUUUGAUACUACAUCCAACUCAGGUUUAAAAAAGGGCUGCUUUUAUCUGAAGAUUUACAUGAAAGUUAAUUUGAAAUGGGAUUUAUUCUAAGUCACAAUGAUCAUUUUAUUCCGUGCCAAGUAACAAAUGGUAUUGAAUGACCUGUGAAAAAUUGAAUUAGCAUUAUUUUAUGUAAAUGUACUUGCUUCUAUGUCGACAGGCAGAAUUUGCUUUCAAGUUUUAUUCAUUGCCGGGGACAAGCACUUUGCCUGAUGAUGACUGGAAGCCUGCAGUGGAGUAUCGUGGAUACAAAAGCCAUUUUGUGAUUGUGCAGA